AUGCUCCUGGCCUCGGCCGUGGUGGUCUGGGAAUGGCUGAACGAACACGGUCGCUGGCGUCCCUACAGUCCGGCGGUGAGCCACCAUAUCGAGGCGGUGGUCCGCGCCGGUCCCCGUGCUGGAGGCAGUGUGGUGCUGGGCCAGGUGGAUAGCCGUCUGGCGCCCUACAUCAUCGACCUGCAGUCCAUGAACCAGUUCCGCCAAGACACGGGGACCCUCCGUCCAGUUCGCCGCAACUACUAUGACCCGUCCUCGGCUCCCGGGAAGGGCGUGGUUUGGGAGUGGGAGAAUGACAAUGGUUCCUGGACACCCUACGAUAUGGAAGUGGGUAUCACCAUCCAACACGCCUAUGAGAAGCAGCACCCCUGGAUCGACCUCACUUCCAUUGGCUUUAGCUACGUCAUUGACUUCAGCACCAUGGGCCAGAUCAACCGGCAGACCCAGCGCCAACGUCGUGUCCGCCGCCGACUUGACCUCAUCUACCCCAUGGUCACUGGUACCUUGCCUAAAGCUCAGUCUUGGCCAGUCAACCCUGCGUCAGCCACCUCGUCCCCUGGACCACCCUGCUCCUGUCCACAAUGUGUCUUGGUGAUGAGUGUAAAAGCAGCUGUUGUCAAUGGGAGUACUGGGCCCCUGCAGCCCCCAGCAACCCGCAAGAAUAUGCCCCCUUCUGGAGUGGUUAAGCUGCCCCCACCACCAGGCCCUGGGGCUAAGCCGCUGGACCCUUCAGGCACUAUUCGAGGCCCAAUGAAAGCUGCCCCAUCACAGGUGAUCCGGAGACAAGUCUCUAAUGCACCGGCUGGGGCAACUUCAGGCUCUCCAGCCAGCCCUCUAGGAACCAACAGCAAGACAGGAAGGGUCGCCCUGGCCACCUUGAAUCGUACCAACUUGCAACGAUUGGCCAUGGCCCAGUCCCGUGUGCUGAUUGCCUCAGGGGUCCCCACUGUCCCAGUGAAAAACUUAAAUGGGUCCAGUCCUGUCAAUCCUGCCCUGGCAGGAAUCACUGGGAUCCUCAUGAGUGCAGCAGGAUUGCCUGUGUGUCUCACCAGACCACCAAAGCUGGUCCUACAUCCACCUCCUGUCAGCAAGAGCGAAAUAAAGUCAAUCCCAGGGGUUUCCAACACAAGCCGCAAGACCACCAAAAAGCAAGCCAAGAAAGGUAAAACCCCAGAAGAAGUACUGAAGAAGUAUCUGCAGAAGGUCCGGCAUCCACCAGAGGAAGACUGCACCAUCUGUAUGGAGCGCCUCACAGCCCCCUCAGGCUACAAGGGUCCACAGCCAAUGGUCAAGCCUGACCUGGUGGGGAAGCUGUCCAGAUGUGGCCAUGUCUACCACAUCUACUGUCUGGUUGCCAUGUACAACAAUGGGAAUAAGGAUGGGAGUUUGCAGUGUCCAACCUGUAAGACUAUUUAUGGGGUGAAGACAGGCACACAGCCUCCAGGGAAGAUGGAGUACCACCUCAUCCCCCACUCUUUGCCUGGCCAUCCAGACUGCAAAACCAUCCGGAUUAUCUACAGCAUCCCCCCUGGCAUUCAGGGGCCAGAACACCCAAAUCCUGGGAAGAGUUUCAGUGCCCGUGGCUUCCCUCGACACUGUUACCUUCCAGACAGCGAGAAAGGGAGAAAAGUUCUGAAGCUGCUGCUUGUGGCCUGGGAUCGCCGCCUAAUCUUUGCCAUUGGUACCUCCAGCACCACGGGCGAGUCAGAUACUGUCAUCUGGAAUGAGGUGCACCACAAGACAGAGUUUGGCUCCAAUCUCACUGGCCAUGGAUACCCAGAUGCCAAUUACCUGGAUAACGUGCUAGCUGAACUGGCUGCUCAGGGCAUCUCUGAGGAAAGCACUGCCCAUGAGAAGGACUGA
Messenger RNA from Castor canadensis (American beaver), 1860 nucleotides. RefSeq names its product deltex E3 ubiquitin ligase 4 (gene Dtx4). Gene Ontology annotation, molecular function: zinc ion binding. NCBI's taxonomy places the organism in Eukaryota, Metazoa, Chordata, Mammalia, Rodentia, Castoridae. The record is from RefSeq and is a predicted model, not a curated record. Gene Ontology annotation, biological process: Notch signaling pathway; protein ubiquitination.